Molecule: messenger RNA, 1578 nt
Organism: Peronospora matthiolae
Lineage: Eukaryota; Oomycota; Peronosporomycetes; Peronosporales; Peronosporaceae
Source: the annotation of a GenBank genome assembly
AUGGCUCCUCCGACUGAUGAUAUGACGACUUCUGCACCUGCAGACCACAGCCACGAAAGGGCCGCUGUUGUUAGCGAUACCCAAGCCCACGAAAGGGGUAAGUGGACCGACGAAAGGAUCCUCACAAAGCUGACUGCACUCACGGAUCGCAUGCAAGCGCUAGAGGCGUCGCAGAUGCAGAUCGACGAGGACGAGCGACUGCGAGGCGCGAUCGACAGUGGCUUUUUUGCGUCAGCGCUGGGACGCGGCUUGGGCGGUACGACUCUACAUCGUGACGCGCCAGGAUAUGAUGCUCCGAGGCAGCCGCGUGGACGUGUUCGCGUGACGCAACCAGGUGACUCGCUAUUCCAGCAGUUCGGUCCACGGUAUGUCGGUCCGCGACAGCCAGCGGGCGCUGCUCGACCACAGGCGCCACGCUAUGCGCCAGUGUCGCCUCCAGAUUUUGAAGAAGUUCAUGCGGCUGUGCCACCAAUGCAGCAGGCACCGACGCAGGAGUUGCCGUUGCGUGUCCCGGACGCACGCCAACGUAAGCUUGCUAUUCGCAAGUUUGAUGGUACAGAACUGUACCAGGGUUUCGGAUCGGGUUUAGCUGACUGGGGUCGCACGUUCUUGCGCCAAGUCACUAUGGCGCAACUGGCCUGCGGAUUUGCAUGGGCUGAAGAUGUCAAGGUCGACUUGCUGGGACACUACCUAAGUGGGACAGCAGAGCGGUACUACCAAAAACAAGUGGACGUUUGGUGGCUCGAAGAAGCCUAUCUCGAUCACGCUUUGGGCCGGUUGCUACACACAUUCAAGACUACAAUCACGGCGUCGCAAAGCAUGAGACUUUUCACUGCAAGGAAAGAUACCAAGAGAUCUUGGCCUGAACACUACCUGUAUAUGGUUGCUGUAUGCGAUGCCUGCGGUGGAGGUGCAGAAGCAAAAGUUCUCGACAACGUUGUCCACUAUGCGUCGGCUGAUCUUACAACAGUUUUGAUGGCCAAGUACAACAAUGACCGACACGAUCAUUUGCGCCAAGCUGAAGAGCUUGCGCAUUUUGCACAGUCUGUUGAGCUCGAGAACAAGACCGGAAGGACGUUGGGACGCGAGAUAGUCGCCGCUGUCACUGAUGAAAGACGUCGCAAGGAGACGCGUUCAUGCUACAAUUGUGGCAAACAAGGUCAUUUGAAGAUUGACUGCAGCGACAAUUUGAACUACGACUGGAUACUCGACAGCGGUGCCAGACGACACCUGGUGAACGACGAUCGCCUGCUGAUCGACGCAGAGAUUUGCAAUGAUGUAGUCUCGCAAGCUGAUAACGAGAAGGUCGGUCUGUCCAAGGUCGGUAGUGUGAGACUCUCCGUGGCUGCCAAUGGACAAGAAAAAACAGACAAACUCACGAACGUCUACUAUUCACCGAGUCUGGCCCGCAACAUCAUCAGCUGUGGCAAGAUUGAUCAAAAGGGAUACAGUCUAAAGUACCCUAAUGGCAAACGAUCAGUAGCUCGACGGAGUGAUGGCCAGGUUGCGUUCGACGUGACGAUGGAGAAUAGUGUGCUAAUCGUCGAGACGGUGAAAAAGAGUGUACGCCAAAAGUAG